AUGGUAACCGCCCCACCGUUCAUCUACGUUUAUUAUCUAAUCUAUUUCUUUCCUUCUUCGUUUCUCAUCAGGAGGAUAUUCAUAUUUCUGCUACCGAUGGUGUCACCUACCACCGUUGGCCUCGAGUGCUUAUCUCUCCUUUUGCGACCUCCUUGCACCUCCUCAGUUCCACUGGCCCGAUUGUGGACUUUUCAUACGUUGUUUUCCUCGCCUCUUCUGAUAGAAGGUCACAUCGAAAGUCACAUGAAGAUGGCAUCGACAACUGCUUCGGUUCCCAUUUCCCUCUCAUCUUCUUCUCUAUUCGAUUAUGGUUCUACAGAUUUCAUUCAACUGACCGGUUUUGUUCCAAUCGAUUAG
Messenger RNA from Lactuca saligna, 357 nucleotides. NCBI's taxonomy places the organism in Eukaryota, Viridiplantae, Streptophyta, Magnoliopsida, Asterales, Asteraceae. The record is from the annotation of a GenBank genome assembly.